Molecule: messenger RNA, 1677 nt
Organism: Homalodisca vitripennis (glassy-winged sharpshooter)
Lineage: Eukaryota; Metazoa; Arthropoda; Insecta; Hemiptera; Cicadellidae
Product: myrosinase 1-like
Exons: 13
Coding region: 139-1629 (496 amino acids)
Biological process (GO): carbohydrate metabolic process
Molecular function (GO): beta-glucosidase activity
Source: RefSeq, a predicted model, not a curated record
UAUUUGAUGGAUUGAUAGCUGUUCUCCGUAUCGUACCGUGACGAAGCAGUUGUCAGUUUUCUGCACUCUACUCAGUGCUAUUACGAGAAAUAUAGCUGUUUAAUUUGGAACACAAAAAUAAAGGAGAGAUUUCCUGCCAUGUAUAUAUCUCGAUUAAAAACUACUUUUAUAAUAUUCUUGACUUACAUGCAUUGUAUAGACGAUCAUGAAGUCGAGGGAGAACCAGCGGAUCCCUGCUCGAUCCGAUCUCUUCCUCCAGGAUUUCUACUCAGUUGUGGCACAUCCGCCUACCAGAUUGAGGGAGCCUGGAACGAGGAUGGCAAAGGUGAAAACAUCUGGGACCGCUUCACCCACACUCGGCCACAACAGAUAGAGGAUGGAUCUAACGGUGACGUGGCGUGCGACUCUUACCACAAGUACAAGGAAGAUGUGAGGAUCAUCAAGGAGACUGGUUUCGAAAUGUACAGAUUCUCAAUCUCGUGGAGUCGAGUGCUACCCACAGGGUACGUGGAUACCAUCAACAACCCUGGGGUUGAUUAUUACCAUCGUCUGAUAGACGAGCUGCUGGCCAAUGGGAUCCAGCCGAUGGUGACACUCUAUCAUUGGGAUCUGCCUCAGGCAUUAGAGAUAAUUGGUGGUUGGACUAACCCUAACAUGGCCGACUAUUUUGCCGAUUACGCCGACUUUGUUUUCAAAGAGUAUGGACAAAAGGUCAAGUGGUGGAUCACAUUUAAUGAGAUGAUUGUAACAAUACAAGGAUAUGGAGAGUUGGAAACGAUUGCACCAGGUCUACCCUUGAAUGGAGUUACGGAGUAUCAGGCAGCAUAUAACUUGCUGCGUGCCCAUGCCAAGGCGUACCGUAUCUACCAAGCUGUCUACAAGCCCCUGCAACAAGGAAGAGUUGGAAUGGCGAUAGCUGUCCCAAACAUUGUGCCACUACGCCCAGACUCUGCUGAAGACACAGCUGCAGCGUACAGGUUCAAUGAAUUUCUGGUUGGAAUAUGUACCCAUCCCGUAUUCUCCAGGGAAGGAAACUACCCCCUGAACGUGCGGGAGCGAGUGGAUCGGAAUAGCAAGAUUGAGGGGAGAAAUACAUCGAGAUUACCUCACUUUACCCCUGAGGAGGUGCAAUAUAUUAGAGGUAGUUAUGAUUUUUUUGGAUUAAAUCAUUACUUAACGCUUUUCGUCAACAAAAGUGGAGAAAACGGUGGUUCCGCAAGAGAACAGGAUUCUGGAUCGAUGUAUCGUAAAAUGGAGCCUAUACCCUCUGGACUGAGAGUUGUGUUGAACUGGAUCAAAACGGAGUACGGAAACCUUCCCGUCUUCGUCACCGAGAAUGGAUGCAACGACAUCAGCGUCUUCAACGACACGGGCAGAAUAGAAUAUCACCAUAAUUAUAUUGAAGAAAUGCUGAAAGCUAUAUACAUCGAUGGCUGUAACGUUAUCGGAUACACAGCCUGGUCGAUUAUGGACAACUUUGAGUGGAGCUUCGGAUACACAUACAAGUAUGGGAUGUGGUAUGUGGACUUUAAUACCACGGAGAGGCCCAGAACGAGGAAACUUUCUUCCUAUUACUUUAAGGAACUUGCUGAAACCAGAGAACUGCCGGAAAUUCCUUUUGCUAUUUAAUACUCAUUAAUGCAUGAAAUAAGUGUAUUAAACCAAUGAAUAUCUCUA